AUGGGUGAUGUCGGGGCGGUGGUGCUGGUUCGAGGAGGUGCCAGUGCAACGUUUGCAUGGUCAGGUGCACUUGGCUUCAGGCCCUGGGAGGCGCUAUCAAACCCACGGCCGCGCUGCUGUGUUGACCAGGACGGCCUGCUCGUGCAGUGCGCCGUGGCCGGCUACGAAAGCCAGGCAGCGGAGAGGUGCAGGCCGAGGGUGAAGCCGGCAGGGUGCUUUAGAUGGGAUGCGCUUGGAUGGGGCAGAGAGGUAAAGGAGGACGUGGUACAUAUCAGGAGCAGUUGUGGUGCCUACAUAUGUGUACCCCGUUGUUUUCUCCAAUCCCAUAAAAUAUGUAGCAAUUCAUAUUGGGUCUUCUUUAUUCAUGGUAAGAUAGCCGAAUAUACCUCUGGUCAAUUUUAUAUUGUUCACAUGUAUUUACUUUAUUCAACUGAUGAUCGGGUCUUCUUUUAUUUUUGUUCCUCAAUCGUAGACUCGUAG
This is a messenger RNA of Triticum turgidum subsp. durum (durum wheat), 480 nucleotides long. Lineage: Eukaryota; Viridiplantae; Streptophyta; Magnoliopsida; Poales; Poaceae. The record is from the annotation of a GenBank genome assembly.